GUUGACAAUAUGCCUCACUGCUGUGUCCCCCUUUGUUUAAAUCGAUCAGAGAGUAAAACUGAGACGAAACUGUCUUUCUAUCGCUUUCCUCCGAAAGACAAAGAUAAGAAGAGGUGGCUGCAGUUAAUACGGCGUGAUGGCUUUACACCAAGCCCCUGCUCAAGGGUGUGCAGUUGGCAUUUUCCAAAUGGCAAAGCUGCUGGCCCAUCACGUUUUGCUUGGAACGAGGGGAAGACUUUCCCAGGCCACCUCAGCCUUCCACACAAGAAGAGAAAAACAGUACCACUCCCUCCCAGUGGUGAAGAAGGGACAAAUGAACUUGAAUUACAAAAUUCUGACAUUGCAACCGCAGAGCCCCCUAGUACUUCAGACAACCCAACCGCAGAGACCCCUAGUACUUCAGACAACCCAACCGCAGACACCCCUAGUACUUCAGACAACCCAACCGCAGACACCCCUAAUACUUCAGACAACCCAACCGCAGACACCCCUGGUACUUCAGACAACCCAACCGCAGACACCCCUAGUACUUCAGACAACCCAACCGCAGACACCCCUCGUACUUCAGACAACCCUUUUAACAGUGUUGCGCUGCUAGAGAUAGAGGUUGACAUGUUGAGAAGAGAGAAUGAAAAAUUGAAAAGAGAAUUGGAGAAACAAAAACAGACCUUUUCCUUCAGCCAAAUAUCUUCCAAUCGUGUCAAAGUAAAAUAUUUCACUGGCUUACCAGAUGUUGCUACCGUCCUGGUUUUGGAAGCACUCUUAUCUAAGUUUGAGCUACAAUAUCAUUCGAAUUGGACAGUCCAGUCUAUGCCACUAGUCGAUCAGUUGCUACUGACUUUGAUGAAGCUCAAACUUAAUUCUGGUCAUGAAGACCUUGCAACCAGGUUUAAUUGCAGUACAGCCACAGUUACCAACAUUUUUAUCACCAUUGUCAGUGCCCUGUAUGACAUUUUAUAUGUUGGUAUGCUUGAGAACAACAUCCCCUCCAUAGAGAAGAACCAGGCAUCGUUGCCAGAGUGUUUCCGUCCAUUUCCUAACUGUAGGAUUGUGCUCGAUUGCACAGAGUUAGCAGUCUCCAGGACAGAGAGGCUUGACAAACAGAAUCAUUUAUGGAGCCAGUACAAAAAACGGACCACACAACACACAAAGCCUUAAUAGGUGUGGCUCCUAAUGGAGUGAUAACAUUUGUCAGUGACUAUUAUGGUGGAAGUGCCUCAGACAAGGCUAUUACAUUAGAUUCUGGAGUUCUCAAUCAUCUAUGCCCAGGAGACAUGGUGAUGGCAGAUAAAGGCUUCACAAUCCGGGACAUCUUGCCAGAAGGGGUUUCACUCAACAUCCCGUCUUUCCUUGUUAAUGGACAGUUCACACAAGAAGAAGUUAAGAAAAACAAACUCAUAUCCAGUGCUAGGAUCCAUGUGGAGCGCUCCAUUCAGAGGUUGAAAUUGUUCAACAUUUUGGACAAUAUCCCAUAUCAGUUCACUAAAAACAUAAACAAAAUACUGAAAGUGUGCGCGUGUCUUACCAACCUACAAACACCAAUUCUUCGGGAAAUAGCAUGAAAUGACUUGAAUAAAUGUAAGCAGAAUCAGAUUCAUGUAUUUAUACUUUUAAUAAAGUAAUACUGAAU
Lampris incognitus (smalleye Pacific opah) is the source of this 1630-nucleotide messenger RNA. RefSeq lists its product as uncharacterized. The record is from RefSeq and is a predicted model, not a curated record. Lineage: Eukaryota; Metazoa; Chordata; Actinopteri; Lampriformes; Lampridae. The coding region runs from base 10 to 1158 and encodes 382 amino acids. The transcript is spliced from 2 exons.